Molecule: messenger RNA, 1725 nt
Organism: Phanerochaete carnosa HHB-10118-sp
Lineage: Eukaryota; Fungi; Basidiomycota; Agaricomycetes; Polyporales; Phanerochaetaceae
Exons: 7
Biological process (GO): transmembrane transport
Cellular component (GO): Golgi membrane; endoplasmic reticulum membrane
Molecular function (GO): UDP-N-acetylglucosamine transmembrane transporter activity
Source: RefSeq, a predicted model, not a curated record
CGCACGUCGCCUGAGAACUUAGACAAAGAUGAAGAAACGGCGACAGCAGCCCAGUGACGAUCGUGCGCGGAAGCUCGAUCGCAUGCUGGCCGAGAUGGUCGUUGUCGCACCAUCCAAAGACAGACCUGCACAGCGCGGUGCCAAAGCAGCUAAGAAGGAGAAGAUCAGAUUGAAGGAAGAGCCUGCCGAGCCACGGCUUGAGCCACAGUCGUCUGCGGCGUCGCUAGGCGGGCCAAUCGUAAUGUCCAUGGUCGACUUUUCAAUGGUGCUUGGUUUGGUCUUUGGUGGAUGCUGCAGUAACGUGUGGACAUACGAAUAUCUGCUAAAGAUCGAGUCUCGCAUAGGCACCGCCUUAACCUUCUCUCAGAUGGCUUUUGUGACCAUUCAGUCUCUCCCUCGGUUCCUGACUUUUCACGGACCAUAUCAUCUGCCGCGACUAAAACCGCGACACAUCCCUCUCUCCGAGUGGGCUGUGCAAGUUCUCGUGCUCACUGCGGGUUCUCUACUCAACAAUUGGGCAUUCGCUUACCACGUCCCUCUCACUGUGCAGAUUGUUUUUCGCUCUGCGGGACUCGCGGUCUCAAUGCUCUUUGGCGUAAUUUUCCUCAAGAAGAUAUACACCCUUUCACAGAUAACUUCAGUCGUCGUUGUCACCAUUGGCGUUAUGCUUGCUACCAUCCCAACCCCAUCUAAGUCCGCUACCCAGGAUACCCACUCAAAUAUAAAUCUCACGGAAUAUACCCUCGGCAUUAUCAUGUUAACCGCCUCUUUACUCAUGACCGGCGUGUUAGGGAUGCUCCAGGAACGUACUUACACGCUGCAUGGGCCGCACUGGCAAGAGGGCCUUUUUUAUACUCACGCCUUGUCGCUCCCCAUCUAUAUCUUCUUCAUCCCUGCCAUCAAGUUCGGCUUCCAGAGUCUACAUGGAGCAUCUGCCUCUUUGUUUGCACCCUCUUCAUCCACUACGGGUACACUCCUGGGGUUGCAGCAUUUGCCACCCGUGUUAAGCAAGUUCGCUCCUUACAUGAUACUUGCGGUCAACCUCGUGACGCAGCUCGUGUGCGUAUCAGGGGUGAACCAGCUCACGUCACGCGUGUCGAGCGUGAGCACGAACCUCGUGCUGACGACGCGCAAGGCGUUCAGCCUUUGUUUCAGCGUUUGGUGGUUCGGUAACGGCUGGAACGUACAGCUCGGUGCCGGAGCUGCCAUGGUCUUCCUCGGCUCGCUCUUCUAUACUAUUGUUACGUCGCGGCUGCCCCCGCCACAGAAGGGCACAUCCAAUGCAGGCAAAUCUAAGCCCAAAGGCAAGGACAAGACAGAGCGAAAGAUCGCAAGGAAGGAGGCAGCGAAAGAGAAUGGGGCAGCGAAUGUGCCGAAGGUCAAAGACGAGCCGCAAAGCCCCAAGAGGCUUAGUAGGGAAGAGGAGAAGGUGAAUGCGAACGCGAAUACAGAUGGGAGGCGAAGGAUGGCAGGGCAGCGGCUUAAACGAGAAUGACGAGACUGCAUGCCGUUAAUCUCCUGGAGCCCAGUAACGAGUAAAGUGCGCAGCAAGGCUAUAUAGUGACAGCCGUAGUCGCGUGCGAAGCUCAAUCAUCAGCGCCACAGGUGCUUUCCCCGAGUUCAGGGCGUGCCUCCCCCAGCUAGGCAUGCCAAGCCAGCCUCCAAACCCCCAAUUUUUCUUCCCAAAAUAGCUCCUGGAUUGUAAAUAGCGUGACAGCAGUCAAG